Penicillium hordei is the source of this 1341-nucleotide messenger RNA. RefSeq lists its product as uncharacterized. The record is from RefSeq and is a predicted model, not a curated record. The coding region runs from base 1 to 1341 and encodes 446 amino acids. Lineage: Eukaryota; Fungi; Ascomycota; Eurotiomycetes; Eurotiales; Aspergillaceae. The transcript has a single exon.
AUGAUCCAAGUCCCCAACUCCCAGAUUCUAGUGCACAUCACCGCCGCGAGCACCGCACAAGAUGAUGCCCGCUAUAGGGCCCAAGUCGCCGCCAUAUUGGACUUCCAAUGUGCCUCACGCCACCCACUGAUGGAGAGCAACUCCUCACCCCCUACCAGUGCAGACAACACGCACUCUUUCUCCGCCGAUACCGCCGUACAGUCCUCGGUGUCCCCGACGACUCAACACGAGACUUCGCCAAUACUGCGGGAGGCGCCCCGGCCCGCAUUCACGGCCGUACCCUCGGAUCCUCGCUUACUCCCUGAGAAAGAUAGCCCAGCUCCACGCAAGCCCAUCAUCUCAAAUCAUCCCGACUCCCUAGACUCCCUCAUCAGCGUCAUUCCAGACUCCCAGCCCGAGAUCGACCAGGAACUAGUUCGCGCCGAGCAAUCUCAUGCAGAACUAUCGCCUCCAUCGCAGCUCACUCCACCUCCUAAAAGACGUCGCACAGCCCCGGCCUCGCCGGAUCUGGCGCAACCGCUUUUAAUUGCAGAUUCUCCUGCAGCGGACCAGCCCGCUGCAUCUCACGGGGUCAUCCCCAUCGACAACAAACAGCCCAUCCCCACUGGUUUCCCUGAAAUCCCCAUCGAAAUAUCCAGCUCAGACCAAGGAAAAGGUCCAGAUGCCUCCAUCACUCAUCCUACCACUCCCUCGCAUCACAUUCCCGCGAACACCCCAGCCCAAUCCCAAUCCCCGAAUCAGAUCAAUCUAUCCACUCUCCCUCUCGAAAUCCAUCCCCCAAGGCCACCAAUCUCCACUGCCCCUUUCACUACCCACAUAACCCCAACCCUAUCAAUGCUCACAGAGCGUCUAAACCCAGCACGAACCUACAAACCAUUCACUCAAACCCGCCCCCUCGACCCCCUAGAACGGGGCUAUUGGCUCGUGCACCUCGCUGUUGAGAACCCCCGAAGCCGAGAGCGAGAUUCAGCCGACCUUGCAGAUCCAAACCCAAACCCCAAAUCUGGAACCACUAAUGCCAUUCAAAGCCCAACUUCGCCAAAGCCAAAAGAGAUCAUGCGGACAUGGCCUUACCAGCUCUUUCAUGCCUUCUGGUCCUUCCUCUCGGACUUCGUUGGUAGGGACGGCCGUGCGGGAUGGGGCGUCUGGUGUAUCCUCGAGGCUGCGACGGCCCCGUCAACGCUCUCGUCUGACACGCACGUCUCUCUUAAAGUCUAUGCGUGGGGUGAGGUCGCUAUGCACGUUUACCUUCUGCUCUUCUUGGCGAGUGAGCGCCGGAUUCGUGGGAUGGGUGUGCAGUGGCGGGAUGCGGGGGAGGAAGUUGUUAUCCAGAUGCCGUAG